Molecule: messenger RNA, 1798 nt
Organism: Colius striatus (speckled mousebird)
Lineage: Eukaryota; Metazoa; Chordata; Aves; Coliiformes; Coliidae
Gene: ENDOV
Product: endonuclease V
Exons: 9
Biological process (GO): DNA repair
Cellular component (GO): nucleolus; cytoplasm
Molecular function (GO): single-stranded RNA binding; RNA endonuclease activity producing 5'-phosphomonoesters, hydrolytic mechanism
Source: RefSeq, a predicted model, not a curated record
AUGGCGGGGCGGGCGGCUGAGGCGCCCCCGGCCGCCACCCUCCGCCGCUGGGAACGAGAGCAGGCCCAGCUGCAAGCCAGCGUGGUGGAGCAGGACACUGAGGAGUGGCAGAAAGAUCCGAGCUUUGCAGGACUGGAGAGAGUGGGAGGUGUGGACUUAUCCUAUAUCAAAGGAGAUGACAGCAGAGCCUGUGCUUCCCUGGUCAUCCUCAGCUACCCGGCUCUUGAGGUGCUGUAUGAGGACUGCCGGAUGGUGGCCGUGAGCGCCCCGUACGUGGCCGGGUUCUUGGCCUUCCGUGAGGUCCCUUUCCUGGUGGAAGCUGUUCAGAGACUUCAGCAGGAGCAGCCCAGACUCAAACCUCAGGUGCUUCUUGUGGAUGGCAAUGGCCUGCUCCAUCCCAGAGGAUUUGGAGUGGCCUGUCACCUCGGAGUCUUGACGGAUCUCCCGUGCAUUGGAGUGGCCAAGAACCUCCUCCAGGUGGAUGGUUUGGCUAAGGAUGAGCUGCACAAAGAGCAGAUUCGUUCCUUGCAGAAGGGAGGAGAUACUUUCCCACUCACAGGCACCUCAGGGAGAGUCCUGGGCAUGGUGCUGCGCAGCCACAACAAGAGCUCCAAGCCCCUGUACGUGUCCGUGGGUCACCGGGUGUGCCUGCAGACAGCCGUGGGGCUGGUCAGGUCCUGCUGCAGGUACCGCAUCCCGGAGCCCAUCCGCCAGGCUGACAUCAGAUCGAGGGAGUACAUUCGGAAGCAGCUGUGGUCACCUCUGGAGGUCGCGUCUUCUGAGCCAGAGAGAAGAAAGGAGGCUGAGCUGGAUGGUUAGUCUGAUGCCAGAAGAAACUACCGGGCUCCUCUUCACUGGAUCCUCCCCUCCACCAGCCUGUGGUCCUGCUGGGUGCAGGGAGAGCAGCACAAGGCCACAUCAGACAGGACCAGCAGCCACUACACUGCUCUGGCCCAUGGCCCAGCAGCUCCUCUUCCAGGAUAACGUUUAGGACACGUUUCUUAUAGUUGUUUUUUGAGCACUGUAAAGCAAAGUUUCUGUAAGUGAAGGGGCACUUGUAAGUUUGCUGCAACUUCCUUGAGUACUCAGGCAGUUUUAGGAGGUGAUUUACAAAGAGAUGCUGAGGCACUUCUAAACAAACUGCAGAGCUGGCCUUUGGCUCCCACAGCACCUGUGUGGCACAGAGACUGCCCUUCUCCUCGCCUUUGGACCCACAGCCCGUGUGCUCACGGUGGGAGCAGGAGCCAGCGCAGCCGCAGCCCCGCCUGGGCCCGCCAGACAGAGGAUGCUGUUCCAGGUGUGUGUGUGACUCAGAGGGAGAGGAUGAAACCAACAGCCUGCUGUGGAGUUUGGAAGAGGCUUAGAGGCCUGUGCUGUUACCUGAGGAGCUCUCUGUCUGUUGAGUGUCUGUGGCUGCUGUGUGCCUCUGGGACAGACGGCAGCAGCCCAGCCUCAGUGAGUCAUGUCUGCGCUGGACACACAGUGCUGUGGGGUUGCUGGUCCCAGUGGGCACUUGCUCUGUGUGGCUGCUGGAGCCCAGUUUGGGUGGAAGGACACUGUACCAGACUGUGUUGCUGUUCCUGUCUCGCUCUGUGCAGUGGCUCCCAGGGCAUUCGUGGUGCAGACCAGCUCUACCUGAAGGAAAGAUCAUCUCAGGGGAAGGAAUUCCCCACCAAGGACUGGGGAGGGAGGUCCUGAGACACAAAUCAGUCAGGAUGUUGUCCUGGGCUUGGAGAGGGCUGCUUGGAGUCAGGGCCCUGUGCUCUGGUUUCAAUGCUGCCAGGUACUUUUGCAUAUG